AUGCUCGCCCCAUUCAGUAUGAUACCGUUCUGUGCUCCCGCAUACUGUACGAGUACGGUACACCUCAUACUGGGACCCCAUUUGCCCGUCCUUCCGCUGAUUCUCUGCAUCCUUUCCUUUUUGCAUUUUUGCAUACACACUUGUUUGUUUGUUAUAUAUCAUACCGGUACUCCCAGUGUCGCCUUUGAUACAUCCACAUCCCCCCCUCCGUUAAAUAAGGCAGUUAAUAUUAUUCGUGAAAUACUAUCUACACCCAUCGCUGGUCCAACCGCGCCUGCCAACCGUCUCCCCUUCCGGCUGCCCUCCGCCUACCUUCCCGUGCUCUUCUCAUCAUUGACUCCACCUUCAUCCAGUUCACCGCAUCUUUACUCCAUCUAUCGUCGAUUCCGGCGCCGUCCUUUGUCUAUCUGA
Messenger RNA from Tuber melanosporum (Perigord truffle), 411 nucleotides. RefSeq lists its product as uncharacterized. Lineage: Eukaryota; Fungi; Ascomycota; Pezizomycetes; Pezizales; Tuberaceae. The transcript is spliced from 4 exons. The coding region runs from base 1 to 411 and encodes 136 amino acids. The record is from RefSeq and is a predicted model, not a curated record.